Messenger RNA from Phycodurus eques (leafy seadragon), 1286 nucleotides. RefSeq names its product cholesterol 25-hydroxylase like 1, tandem duplicate 1 (gene ch25hl1.1). The record is from RefSeq and is a predicted model, not a curated record. Gene Ontology annotation, biological process: cholesterol metabolic process; sterol biosynthetic process. The transcript has a single exon. Bases 37 to 870 code for a protein of 277 amino acids. NCBI's taxonomy places the organism in Eukaryota, Metazoa, Chordata, Actinopteri, Syngnathiformes, Syngnathidae. Gene Ontology annotation, molecular function: steroid hydroxylase activity; C-4 methylsterol oxidase activity; iron ion binding.
AGAAGCAGCAGCAGCAGCACAGUGCAUUGCUUCAAGAUGUUGAAUGUCAGCGAGGUGCCUCUGCGUCCUCUCACCUUUAGCCGUUCCGAUCAUCUCCUGCAGCCUGUCUGGAACCAUCUGCUUGUCCACCACCAGCAUCUCAUCUCGUCUCCUUUAUUCCCGGUCCUCCUCGCCUUUUCCAGCUACGUCGUCUUCAGCGUGCCUUUCGCAGCCAUGGACCUGCUGGGAGAAAAGGUGCCUUUGUUCCAUAAGUACAAGAUCCAGCCGGUAAAGCGACCUACGCUGGGAAUGAUGACAAGGAGCUUCCGGAUGGCUCUCUUUAACCACAUUUUCUUUGUCCUGCCGAGUGUGGUGGUCAGCAUGUUUGUCUUACCUCUGCCAGCGAUGCCUCAGGAAGCACCUGCGCUCGGCAGGGUCUUUGUCGACGGCCUGGCCCUUCUUCUCGUCUUUGACACUCAGUACUACAUCUGGCACGUCAUACACCACAAGCACGUGCAGCUGUACCGCUGCAUCCACGCCAUCCACCACGAAUACGCCGCUCCCUUCUCCUGGUCCACCGAGCAGCUCAGCAUUCCAGAACUAAUGACGGUGGGAUUCUGGAGCAACCAGGACCCCAUUCUGCUCAAGUGCCACCCGCUGACCACCUGGUGCGUCAUGGUGCUUAGUAUCUGGAUGUCUGUGGAGGACCACAUUGGCUAUGACCUACCGUGGGGCUUCAAUCGCCUGGUCCCCUUCGGCCUGUUGGGGGGAGCGCCCGCUCAUGACAUGCACCAUCAGAGGCCCAACAGCAACUAUGCUCCCUUUUUUAGCCACUGGGACAGAAUCUUCGGGACAGCUGUCCCACUCAGGAAAAAAACUGAUAUGAUGUGAAUGUGGUUUAUUGAAUAUUAUGAACAUUUUCGGGGUGAUUAUUAUAAUUUUUUUUUUUUUUAAAACAACAGAAACUUCAGAUUUUUUUAUGUUUUGGGGAUUUUAUAUGGCCCACGCGAUGGAGGUUUCCCGCCCCUGUUAAACAGCAUAAUGCGACCCUGUACAGGUACUCAAAAAACACAAAACUGCCAGUUAAGGUUAUUUUUGAGUAACAAAACAAAUCAGAAAGAAAUGGGACAGAAUUGACAAAGCACAUUCAAAGAUCAUAUGUUUCCUCAAGAGUGACACUUCUAAUUAGUAAAGAAAAUAGCUUUUUCAUUUUUACCAUUAUUUAAAUAAAGUAUAGAAAAAAUAUAUAUAUCUUGCAUAUAAUUUUUUUUUUUUAAAUCAUCUGUAAGCUAUUUAUUUUAAGUGUA